AGUCGGUGUAACGGGAGCACAAACACCUGAGAUCAUGGCUCUUUGUGUUCGAAACUGUAAAUUAUGCAUUUUGUGUGACCUUGGCAGUAAUAGGACAAACAUUGUUUAAAUACCUAAUCUUUUUAAUUGUUGAUCUUUUCUCUUCUCAAUUUAUGUGCAUGAUUCACAAUCUAUCUAACAAAUGUGUUAUAAAAAAUUAAUAAUAAAAACUGUGGUGAUAACAGCAUUAAUAUAUAAUUCUCAUGCCAUAUUAAUUACAUCACCUCUAGCAAAUACAAACGUUGUAGCUGGUUCAACUACAACUAUUACAUGGGCAGAAGCAAAUAUACCACGAUUCGAUAUACAACUAAAAAAAUACGAUGUUUUUUUGCAUGACAAUCAUACUGUCGCGCUGCUUGCUUCAAAUAUCGAUUCGAGUUCCGACUCUCAUUCAAUUGUUUUCCCAUUGGAAUUAACAACAAAACCAAUACUGUAUAAACUCGUUAUUAUUCAGAAAAAUUCAGUACUGACAUCAGUUGGCCCGUUAAAAUUUAUUUUACCCGCAGUAAAAGCAAAAGAUGCAUCCACUACCAACAUAAUUCAGCAGCCAAGUUCCAUAUUAGUGACACCAUUACUAACAGCUCCUAUUAAAACAUUAAAUAUCAACAAUCCUAAUGCGACUGUACAAAUGGUUAAUACUACUGAUGCAGAGAGUAACAUCGUAUACAAAGAUUACGGUGGACUAACAGUCAGUUCAGGACAAAUAGCAGGGGUCUCUAUGUGUAUUGUUGCAAUAUCUAGUUUUAUAAUUUGCGUGUAUACCUUUUCAAAAUCUUAUAUUGAUGAAAGACGUGCAUCGCGCCAACUGAUCGAUAGCACAGACUCUGAAGACCCAAUCAAUCAAAAAUCAACAGUGCCAAAUAACCACUCAUCCGUUCCUGACUUAUCAAAAUCAUCCACUCUUAAUAAUAUUGUUGAGGAAGAUCCUCAUUACGAAAAAAUGUUUUACAGUCAUCAGCACACUGAUGGAUAUAAAGAGGGUUUGUAUUAUUAUCUCGCACCGACAUCCGGACAAAGAUCUACUUCAACAAUACAAAGAAUAAGCACCGAUGAUAAUGUAUUCGGUCAACCAUACCAAAGUAUGGAAUUUUACGCUGGCUUACCCCUUCCAGCUAAACCUUUGUACGGUUCUCGCUCAUCAAGUAAUUAAAAUCGUAAAAUCGCACCCAUUUUUAUUAAAUAGCGUUCGAUUCAAGAGUCUUUACUAAUACACCCAUCACUUCUUCAUUAUAAUGACCUAAAUCUAAAUCCGGUUGAUUCAUUUUUUCGGCUAGCCAAAUAUUCUAAAAUAAAAGAUUAAUAACUGCCAUUUCCAAUCA
Molecule: messenger RNA, 1358 nt
Organism: Mucor mucedo
Lineage: Eukaryota; Fungi; Mucoromycota; Mucoromycetes; Mucorales; Mucoraceae
Exons: 1
Coding region: 182-1189 (335 amino acids)
Source: RefSeq, a predicted model, not a curated record